This is a messenger RNA of Botrytis sinoallii, 2145 nucleotides long. RefSeq lists its product as uncharacterized. The transcript has 4 exons. NCBI's taxonomy places the organism in Eukaryota, Fungi, Ascomycota, Leotiomycetes, Helotiales, Sclerotiniaceae. Bases 1 to 2145 code for a protein of 714 amino acids. The record is from RefSeq and is a predicted model, not a curated record.
AUGGCCCAUUUUGACGCUUAUGGUCGCCCUCUACGAGGCGAUUCAGGGCCGGAAUAUGACUAUGAGACCUACGAGACCUACAAUUUCAAUGAUACCAACAGGCAUAUGCCUGCCUAUUCAAUCCCCUCGACCUCGAAUAGAUAUCCUACCGAAUCUCGAGAUUCACCGUAUGCUUCCCAAAGCGCAUCAAGUGUACCACCACAUUCACCACAACAGUCAUACCCAUCAAACAAUAAUACCAUGGGAACAGCAUAUGGCUCCGACCGUGGCACUGCUGUAGAUCACGAUGCAGUAUCGCCGGAGAUAAUUGCAGCAAUCACGGAAAAGGUCAAAAGAGAACUCUUUGAACAUCUGAAGCAAACAGGCUCCAUUGAUGACCAACCGCGAGCCUCAUAUAUGCAACGCGAAUAUUCCGAGAAAUCCAACUCUACAAAUCAAUCUCCUCCCCCUCUAGAUAACCGCAGAGUUUACACUCCUCCUUCACCAACUUCCACUACCAAACCAACCUUUUCCCCUCCACCUACAGAACCUAUGAGAUCUCCUCCGGCAAGUCCUUCCUCGGACAAGCCCUCCGUAAGGUUUAAUGACCGUGAUCGGGAUCGUGAUCGUGUUUACAAUGAGCGACCGGCGCAGAAAGUUCACCGCACAUACUCGACCUUGGAAUUAUCUACGAUUGAUCAAAAAUGGGGUCGAUUGUUCGAUAAUGAUUCUCGGCCUACGGAAAGAUUGGGACAGUUCUUGAGAGGACUUGCGAAUCAUAUUGUCGAUGAUUUUGCGCCUAAAAGGAGCAUUGUGAUCACACCUUCGAAAAUGGCAACAUAUUAUAGCUCGUACCCUAUUAACAACAAGGAAAUUCAUCCAUAUGUUUCUAUUUUCAAAAAUUUGUCCAGUACGCAAAUAUCGAAGCUAUACCAAGAUCUGGGAUGUCAACAUCACCUCGUCCAAGAAGAUUUCCAUUCGGCUCCUACGAUACCGGCCUUGACUCCACUUGGAUUUGCACAUUGGAUGACGAUUCAGAUUUCCGCUUAUCCUAGCGAAGAAUCCGAGAGGUUAGGAAAAGUUGUUCUAGCUUUACCGAUUAAUGCCGAUGGGCAAAUGGUAGAUGGAAAACCGGAACGUUUACCAAAACAGAUAUCACGCCACUUGUUACCUAAUACCGGGGACCGUGAAUUGGAGAAACUUAUGAGGACUUCAUUAUCUCACUUCUCUGAUGAACUUGGAAUUCCUCAUAGCAGCAGAAGCAAGCCAACAACCUCGAGCGUACCACUUCGUCAGACAUCACCCACUGAUAGAUCGCAAUCUCGUUCUGAUGAUACACCUCAACCCAGGGCCUCCUCAUACACAGGCCCGACUAGCAAGCCUAUAGAACGAGAACGUAUGCCUUAUGCUGGAGCACCUUCGGCCCCAUCUGAGUCGUCGAGCGUCGACGAGGGACCAAGUGUACCGAUUGAACGCGAAAGAAAACCAUAUUCCGCCCAGCCUGGUAGUGGCAAGACUCACACCGAAACCAGUAAUCCUAAUUUCCCAAACAGGCCUGGACGGGCGAAUUCCACUAGCCGCGCAAAAGAGCCGCAAGAACGUGAACGUAGUCGGUCAAGACACACACGUAGGCAAAGUAAUGCAAGCCAGGAUAAUUAUAAGCCACCGCCGCUAUCAUCUUCGAAACGCAGUCGUAGCCCUCAAUUCAAGAGCUACAGUCAUUCUACACCUACCAAUAUUGAUAUUGGAUCCAGCACUUAUGUGCCAUCGCCCGCCAGUUUCCCACCCGCCUUCGCACCCUCGUCAUAUGGAUCGACUAAUUCCUUCCCUCCGCCACCUUCUUCAGAUAUGCGGGACUCGAGAGACAGGCGACGAGAUGAUCGGUCUCAUCGCAGAGGAGCAGAAGAUGAUCGUUUCUCAAGUACUACCCAUAUCAAUGAUUUCUCAAGUCCGAGAGAUGCCGAGAAAUGGGAUAGGUUACACGAGGGACUAGAUUCGAGAAGUAGCGAUUAUGACCGUGAUCGACCCACUAAAACUACGGGCUCUGCAUACAGUGAACACACAACUAGGAGCUCGUAUAUGGAACCCACAGUCGGCGCUGAUUAUGAAGAUUGGUAUCGAGGUAGUGGGUUGGAUAAGAGUAUGAGGAAUAGUAUGUAUUACUGA